Pogoniulus pusillus (Red-fronted tinkerbird) is the source of this 1228-nucleotide messenger RNA. It is a transcript of the gene POLR2E, whose product is annotated as RNA polymerase II, I and III subunit E. Gene Ontology annotation, biological process: DNA-templated transcription. Gene Ontology annotation, cellular component: RNA polymerase I complex; RNA polymerase III complex; RNA polymerase II, core complex. The record is from RefSeq and is a predicted model, not a curated record. The transcript has 8 exons. Gene Ontology annotation, molecular function: DNA binding. Bases 115 to 843 code for a protein of 242 amino acids. Lineage: Eukaryota; Metazoa; Chordata; Aves; Piciformes; Lybiidae.
CUCCGCUCCUCCGCUCCGGCCCAGAGCGGCGCAACGGCUCCGGGAGGCAGACUCCCGUCGCGGCCGGCAGGUCCCACGGCGGCCCGCAGCGGCCUACAGCUCCCAACAGCCUCUAUGGCUGAGGCCCCCGAGGCCGCCUCGACGCCGCCUGCGGCAGUACGAUCAGGCGGCGGCGCGGGCGGUCGGUGGGGACCUCGGGCGAAGCGCGGCAUGGACGACGAGGAGGAGACCUACCGGCUGUGGAAGAUCCGCAAGACCAUCAUGCAGCUCUGCCACGACCGCGGCUACCUGGUGACCCAGGACGAGCUGGACCAGACGCUGGAGGAGUUCAAGGCGCAGUUCGGUGAGAAGCCCAGCGAGGGCCGGCCCCGGCGCACCGACCUGACGGUGCUGGUGGCUCACAACGACGAUCCCACGGACCAGAUGUUCGUCUUCUUCCCCGAGGAGCCCAAGGUUGGCAUCAAGACCAUCAAGAUGUACUGCCAGAGGAUGCAGGAGGAGAACAUCACCAGGGCACUGAUCGUGGUGCAGCAGGGGAUGACUCCCUCGGCAAAGCAGUCCCUGGUGGAUAUGGCUCCCAAGUACAUCCUGGAGCAGUUCCUGCAGCAGGAGCUUCUGAUCAACAUCACCGAGCACGAGCUGGUCCCAGAGCACGUUGUGAUGACCAAGGAGGAGGUCACUGAGCUCCUGGCCAGAUAUAAGCUGAGGGAGAAUCAGCUCCCGAGGAUCCAGGCUGGGGAUCCUGUGGCCAGGUACUUCGGGAUCAAGCGUGGUCAGGUGGUGAAGAUCAUCAGGCCGAGCGAGACCGCAGGACGCUACAUCACCUACAGGCUGGUGCAGUGAGCCUGGGUGUGGAGCAGCUGUGGGACACCUCCUGACCUUCCCACCCCCCAGCAGGUCACUGCUGCUCUGCAGACAUCACCAGGAGGCUUCUCUCCCAGGGCUGCCUCUCCACUGGGCUCACAUUGGCCUAAUUCUUUGGGUUCCAGCAUGGAUUUUGCUUUAACUUCUUAAUCUUGAUGAAGGACUCAAGCCAUGGAAAUGACUUGGAGCCCCAGGAGUGUGGGGGGAGGGGGUGGCUGGGAGGAGGGGGUGGCUGGGAGGAGGCCUUUGCUCCCCUGCUUUAUAGGACUUUGUAUUUAAUAAAGGCUUCUGCUCUGCUCCUCACUCCAGGUGCAUUGUGCAGCCUUGCCCUGGGCCGAGCCCUUGGGGACUCAGCCAGACCUCA